AUUGGAGGAGAAGCACUCCAUGGUGGUGGGCAGCUCGGUGGACAACAGCCUCUUUUUGGAGCUUUCCUCCACACCUCACCUCUCCCUAGAUGGGGGAAGGGACAUCAUGUGUGGAUUCAGUCAGAGUCCAGGAGGAGGGUGGGAUAGAUCAGAGGCUGGGAUUCAUGGAAGGGAGGAAACAGCUUGGGAGAAUCGUGACCGCUGGCCAACUGUCACUGUGUUCUGAGGAACAGAGUCCUCAGCCUGGCAUCACCAGGCCCUCACCUGGCGGGGAGAUCUCAGGACCAACAGAACCAAGUGAGGAGGCCCAUCCCCAGCCUCCAUCCACCAGCCCAAAGAGGAAGAGAGACUUGUCAUCAGAUUCUGAGGAUGACCUGGCAGAGCUGCUAGAACCUGAUCCUGAGCCGGUGUGGUCAGUGGAGACAUUGUGUGGGCUCCGGAUGACGCUGAAGAGGCGGCACGUGUCUACAGUGAGACCUGAACACCACAAGGUCUUCACCAGGCUGCUGGAGGAUCCUCUCGUGAAAAAAUUCCUGGCCUGGGACAAGACGCUCAGAGUGUCUGAUAAGUACCUCCUGUCUAUGGUCAUAGCUUAUUUCAGCCGCGCUGGGCUUUUCUCCUGGCAGUAUAGGCCAAUCCACUUCUUCCUGGCUCUGUACCUGGCCAAUGACAUGGAGGAGGACAACCAGGCCCCUAAACAAGACAUUUUUUACUUCCUCUAUGGAAAGAACUAUGCCCAGCGCCCCAUGUUCCACAAACUGCGGUUCCAGUUCAUUCGAUCCAUGGGCUGGAGGAUCUGGGUGUCUCGGGAGGAGUGUGAAGAGAUCCAGGCUUAUAACCCAGAGCUGUGGGUAUGGGCACGAGAUCGAACCAGCCUGACCUAGAACCCUGGAACCCUAGAGGCCUGAGGUCAUCGGCCCAAGGAAGAUCCCUGCCUGAAGGAGACACUCUAUGCCAACAUUAAGGACUGCUGAGGGAGAGGAGAGAGGACUGCCUUCCACAGGAAACUAGAAGAACCCAGACUCUUCUAGAAGGAGUGGAAUGGAAUCCCACACUGUGUUCCUGGGAGCAGGAACACAUGUA
Phodopus roborovskii (desert hamster) is the source of this 1083-nucleotide messenger RNA. RefSeq names its product speedy protein E4A. Gene Ontology annotation, biological process: positive regulation of cyclin-dependent protein serine/threonine kinase activity. The coding region runs from base 90 to 884 and encodes 264 amino acids. Lineage: Eukaryota; Metazoa; Chordata; Mammalia; Rodentia; Cricetidae. The transcript has 7 exons. The record is from RefSeq and is a predicted model, not a curated record. Gene Ontology annotation, molecular function: protein kinase binding.